UCUCUCUCUUCCCCUUAUAUCCGAAACCCUCGCCUCCAUCUGCCUCAUCUCCCGAGUUCUGCCCAAACCCUCGCUUUUGUCCACCCUCGAUCGCGGCUUACAGAGACCACCGAAACUCUCUUUCUCAUCCUUGCACUCCGCCCCUACCAGAAACCAUUGAGGAAGAACAAAAAGAGCCGAGUGUUUUAAACUAUUAAAGUUUCGGGCAAUGGCAAAAGGGAAGCUCAAUAAUGUUAAGAGUUGCUUUUCUAAGUUUCUUGUCAACUUUGGGUGGGAUCUUGUUCUGGGAUCGUUUGCUGCCUUCUACGCAAUCUUGGUUCCCUAUCGAAGAGAGCUUCAAUGUCCAGGCAAUGCAUGAUAUACUAUAUCACCGGCAACAUAUUGACAGGUAUGACCACUGUGAAUUUCCUGGUGUUGUUCCUCGUACUUUCGUAGGGGCUAUUAUUCUAUCAAUUUUGGCAUCACCGGUGGUUGCAGCAAUGCAAUUAUUUGAUGCAGCAAAGAUCUGUAGUUUACUUAUAGUACGCUUGGUGUUAGGUUGCCUGGUUUUGUCAGCUUUAAGAUUCUUUAGGAUCAAGGUUAGAAGGAAAUUUGGUUUUCAUGUAGAAGCAUUCUUUGCAAUGUUGACUGCUCUGCAGUUUCAUCUGCUGUUCUAUUCAACACGCCCCCUACCGAACAUAUUGGCUUUUAUUUUAGUUAACUUGGCAUAUGGAUUUUGGUUCGAGGAUAAUGCCACAAGUACUUUGAAAUGCUUGACUGUAGCAACAGUUAUAUUUAGAUGUGACACAGUACUGCUUUUUGUGCCUAUUGCUGUAGAGCUUCUGCUGAGUAAAUCAAUUUCAUUGUUGCAAGCAAUAAAAUGCUGCCUAAGCACUGCAGUUCUAUGCAUAGGGUUUACUUUGUUGGUCGACUCGAUAUUUUGGCAGAGAAUAUUGUGGCCUGAACUGGAAGUUUUCUGGUUCAACUCCAUCUUGAAUAGGAGUUCAGAGUGGGGUACACAUGCAUUUUAUUGGUAUUUUACUUCGGCCCUUCCUCGCUCUCUUUUAGUAGCAUAUCCUCUAAGCUUGCUAGGUGUGUUACUUGAUAGGAGAAUGGUCAGAUACUUUGCUCCUGUUUUCUCUUUUGUUUUACUUUAUUCGAAACUCCCGCACAAGGAACUUCGUUUCAUCAUUUGCUCUGUUCCAAUUUUCAAUGUAUCGGCAGCAGUUGCUUCAAAUAGAGUGUACAAUAAUAGGAGGAAAAAUGUUUGGCGGCUGCUGUUCCUCAUGCUGCUCGGUUCUUUGCUUGUAAGUCUCGGAUGCUCGGCCAUAAUGUUCUUGGCAUCUUACGAUAAUUAUCCAGGUGGACAUGCGAUGAAAGCUCUUCAUCAAAUGGGUUAUUCAAGGCAUUUACCAAGUAAGACGGUUCACAUAGACUCUUUCACAGCAAUGAAUGGCGUCUCACGCUUCUCUGAAGAAUAUUCAUGGAGAUAUUCUAAAGAAGAAGGAAUAGCCUUGGAGGAAUAUCGUGACAAAAAUUUUACCUUCCUACUGAACAGUGAGCUUCCUUUUGUGGAUGGCUACAAAUGCUUAUUUGCAGUAAAUGGAUUUUCAAGAGCCCAUCUCCAAAAAGGGUUUCCUCCAUUUUCAUUGGUAAGUUAUUAUUUCAUUUUUGGGGGAUUUGCAUAUCUAACAUCUGAAUCGUCAUAUUUAUUAUGACACUCAAUAUUUUAAAUGACAUAAAAAACAUCACUAAUAUUGACUUAAUAAAACUAAAACACACAUUUUCAUUAAUAUUUUUUUAGUUCAAUAAAUCACCCGGGUGCCAGUUCUGUAAAUAGCAAUGUUCCAAGUGUUUUUUAUGUAAUAUCUCUAUUUUUUAAUGUGAUUUUGAUAGCAAUGCGGUAUACAAGUAAAUUCAAGGAUUUAGAUGUUUGAUAUGUAAAUACAUGAAAACAAGCGUGAUUUGUAGGUAAAUCCUUCUUUAUUUUAAAGCUAUCUUGACGCAUCCUAAAUAACUGUUCAUAACUUAUAUUUCUGGUCUUUUUCUAGAUUAAACUUAAUUGAUGUUAUUUAACUGGAUUUUAAAAAAAAUAAUGCGGCCUUUAAUGAAUUAACAACUACAUAAGAUUGAAUCUUAGCAUUCCCUCGAAGUUUUUAUCUUUAUUUCAGAGCAUUUAAACUUAGGGGCAUUGAUAUUCAUACCACCCAAUUCUUAUGUAUUGAAGUACCUGAUGUCUAAACUUUCUUUGUUACAUUUAUACCGCCCAGAUUUUGCAUAUCAAAUUAAGAAAA
Phalaenopsis equestris is the source of this 2273-nucleotide messenger RNA. RefSeq names its product dol-P-Man:Man(7)GlcNAc(2)-PP-Dol alpha-1,6-mannosyltransferase. The coding region runs from base 231 to 1697 and encodes 488 amino acids. Gene Ontology annotation, molecular function: alpha-1,6-mannosyltransferase activity. Gene Ontology annotation, cellular component: endoplasmic reticulum membrane. Gene Ontology annotation, biological process: protein N-linked glycosylation. The transcript is spliced from 20 exons. The record is from RefSeq and is a predicted model, not a curated record. Lineage: Eukaryota; Viridiplantae; Streptophyta; Magnoliopsida; Asparagales; Orchidaceae.